CUCUUUGGUAAUUUCGUGGUCAACCGCUCGUUUAGUGCUUAUCAAAAUUGCAAUAUUUACAAUUAUUGAUUACUUAAACACCCCGUGUGAUAAACUUUUUGCCACCAGUACAAAGUGCCGAACGUGAUUGAUUUUUGCCUUCUGCCCUCGUGUGUGGCACCACCUUUUCAUGACAAAAAAAGACAGUAAAAUAAAAUCAAUGCUGGCGACGUGUAAACAGAGGAAAGGUAAAAAGUCAGGUGGCGUCUUCCCCACCUUCCCCACCACAUUUUUGAGGGUCUGGGUCUUAACCAAGUGGAAUUUCAGCCGACUAAAGUCUAUGCGAACACACGCCGGGUUAAUGGAAUAUCACACAGAAAGUACUCGUCAUGUGGGAAAAUAUAGCUUCACUACGGGCAGCGUCCAAUUAAUUCACUGGCGACAUUUGAGCGAUGGAAGGACAGGGUCAUACACUUAACCGACGUGUUCCAUUUUAAUUUCGCGAAUGUCGGGAAGUGGUUUCGAGUUGAACUUACUCCCAAAAAGGCAGAAUGACUGGAUCAGUCCACGAUCCGAAAUGGAGCCUGGAGCGCCGUGAGUCCUCUGGUCAUUUGGUGUGGCGCAAGGAUUCUCCGGAGUCGAAAGUCCGGUUUCGCUUCGACGUCGAGGUCCUGGAGUUCGAGAAGCAUCCCCACGAGGAGCUCGAGGACAAGGAGGACCACUUCUCCAUCACAAGUCUCUCGGCGACGGUGGCCAUGUGUGCCACCUGUGUGGCCGUGGUUGCCGCCUCCGUAUUCCUGCCCUGGUAUUUAAUGGAGAAAGUGGGAUCGCUCUGAAAAACGAAGCCCAAAAGCACGGACUUCUUGUAUAUAGGUACCUUGACGGUAUUAAGUAGACUCUUGUACAUAAACAAGCGUAGAUUUAUCUAUUUGUAAAUAGUACGUACGUUGUAAAUAGACUUUAAACGCAGUGGUUUUUAUAAAGUUAGAGUUUGAAAAACUCUUUGUGCAAUAAGAGUGACUGCUAAUGCCAAACUACGGAAUGUGGAUUGUAUUUUAGGACGUGUAAAAUUCUCUUAAGUUUAGUCAUAUGGAAUAUCACAAAGAUAGUUAAUGGAAUAAACGAAAUUACUUGCCCUUUAAA
Molecule: messenger RNA, 1122 nt
Organism: Drosophila suzukii
Lineage: Eukaryota; Metazoa; Arthropoda; Insecta; Diptera; Drosophilidae
Source: RefSeq, a predicted model, not a curated record